This is a messenger RNA of Kickxella alabastrina, 2614 nucleotides long. Its product is annotated as peptidase S8/S53 domain-containing protein. The annotation marks the transcript as partial. Gene Ontology annotation, biological process: proteolysis. Gene Ontology annotation, molecular function: serine-type endopeptidase activity; tripeptidyl-peptidase activity. The transcript has 10 exons. Gene Ontology annotation, cellular component: cytosol. Lineage: Eukaryota; Fungi; Kickxellomycota; Kickxellomycetes; Kickxellales; Kickxellaceae. The record is from RefSeq and is a predicted model, not a curated record.
CAAUGCGCAUCUCAUUUUUCGCAUGCCUGGCAAUCUCGGCCCUGGCAUACGGAAUCCCGCUACAGUCCAAAAACACGCCUCCAGGCUCCUACUUUGUCGAGUUCCAAGGCGAGCCGGCCAGGGCAGAAUGCGAUUCUGAGCACAAGCAGUUCUACAAGGAGGUCACUGCUGCCGGCAUUAACAUGUACACGCGCAACACAUUCAAACGCCUGUUCAACGGCGUGGCAAUCGAUUUGCCCAACACGCGCAACCUCGAGCGGUUGGAGGGUCUGCCAAGCAUGAGAUCUCGCUCGACAGCAAUCCCGUCGACCAAUCACACGGGCGUCGACAGGGCCCAGGCCGAGCUCGGCCUGGACGGUCGCGGAAUCAAGGUUGGAGUCAUCGACACUGGCGUGGACUACAUGCAUCCAGAGUUGGGUGGCUGCUGGAAGACACCUGGUUGCCCGUUCCAAUAUGGCAGCGACUUUGUUGGCGACGGCUAUGACUCUGGCCCUGACCCACGCGACACGUGCGACGGACACGGCACGCAUGUCACUGCCCAAGGCGUCGCGCCCAAGGUCACGCUGGGUGCCUACCGGAUUUUCGGCUGCCCUGGAAACGGUACGGGCCAGUCAGCCGAUGACGCCAUGGAGGCUGCUUAUGCCGAUGGGAUGGACGUUAUCAACAUGAGCUUUGGCGGCGGAAGCGGGUGGAGCGAGGACCCAUUGUCAGUAGCCGCGUCCCGACUGGUCCGCAAAGGCAUUGUUAUGGUGGCCUCAGCCGGAAACGACGGCUCCAAUGGCCUGUAUACGUCGGGGUCACCGGGUCUUGGCGUGGGUGUGAUCAACGUCGCGUCCUUUGAGAACUGGAUGAUAACUAGUCUGAGCAUUGAUAUUGUUGGUGUCAACAAAAACACGUCAAUCGUCCACUCACCGCCCGGAAACAACAAGUACCGCUUUAUGUUUGACACCCCGGCUGGCGUAGUUGCUCCCAAGGACGGCGCCGGCACAGUCGAGGGAUGCGCGCCAUACGCGGAAAAGUACACCAACAAGAUCCUGUUGAUCAAGCGCGGUAACUGCACGUUUGUAGAUAAGGCGGCCUAUGCACAGGCAGCCGGAGCAGUCGGCGUGAUGGUGUACAAUACUGAGGCCGAGCUGAUGUCACCGACCUCGGUCAGCCCCAACGUCACCAUCCCACUCGUGGUGAUCAAAGCUGAAGACGGCCAGGGCAUCCUCAACGAGCUCCAGGUUGGUGCCGUUUCACUCACGGCCACCAACCACACCAGGAGCGUCAGCAACCCUGCUGGAGGCCAGAUCUCGCGCUUCUCGUCGUGGGGUCCUGACCCCGAGCUGCACCAGUCGCCAGCUGUGGGUGCGCCCGGCGGUAACAUCUUUUCCACAUUCCCCCUUGCUCUUGGCGGAUACACAUCUCUCUCAGGAACGUCAAUGGCAUCGCCGUAUGUCGCCGGCAUGGCCGCGCUGAUCCUGCAGGCGCGCACCAAGAAGAUUGGCGUCGAGGAAGUUCGCAGGCUAAUUGUCGAAAGCGCACAUCCGGCCUUGGAGGCAAACAGCACCACAAUCAUGUCGCCCUUGCGCCAGGGCUCAGGCCUUGCCAACAUCUGGGACUCGGUGAACGCACUCGCAACCAUUGAUCCGUCACGGCUGUCGCUUAACUAUACGGAAAGCGAUGCCGAAAGCUCCGCUAGCUGGGGCCUGGACGGUCAGCAGCACGUGGUUGGGCAAAGCACUCGCAUGCUGACUCUGUUCAACCACAGUCCAACCAACUUUAUGACCUGCACCAUGACCAGCCUCGCUGCAAUGUCCGUGUCGUCGUACAUGGCCAACGGCAGCUUUACGGCCGUUCCGCGUAUGUGGCCAAAUGUUAACAGCACCGAGGUGGUCGCAGCAGACACACAGCCGCAUGCCUAUAUUGAAAGCCCAGGCCUGCCCAUUCGCGUUGCUCCUGGCACGUCGCAGCGGGUGUACGUGCGCGUCGUCGCGCCCACAGGACUGAGCACAAAUGACAAGUGGUUCUACGGCGGCUACCUGCGAUUCAACCUGCUGUGGGAUGACCGGGUUGGCACUGCUCAGUCACUGCAUGUGCCGUAUACAGGCUUUGUAGGGGACUACACAAAGCUCGAUGUGCUGUCAGCGCCCGAGGGUGGACUGCCAUUUGACAACGCCCACGUCAUCAUCGACAGUACGCAUAAACUUGUAGUGCACUACCGCUUAGAGCAUCCGACGCGACUGCUCAAGUUGCGUCUAGUGGACGACGCCAAUACCACACGGGGUAUUUGCCCAAUGUACAUUGGGCGCAAUUACCAGAGUGCCCGCGGCCGCUACUCUAACUCGACAAUCAACGGGACGCUUUACCAGGACACCGAUCUGACCAAGCCGUUCGAGACUACGCCCGGUGCCUACCGCGUGCGCAUCGACGCUCUGCGCCCUCUGCGCAACCCGACCGAUCCCGAGGGCUACCAGAUCUGGCACUCUCCGCGCUUUAUAAUCGACUCUGUGUCGCUGGCAAAGAACUCGACUGUAGUCGCGCAGGACUUUGAGGGAGGCGAAGAAAUUUUGAGGAACGGCGAGAUCUUUUAAUUGAUUUUCUUUUCUCAUGAUAUAUAUUUAUAACGAGA